This is a messenger RNA of Macroventuria anomochaeta, 153 nucleotides long. RefSeq lists its product as uncharacterized. NCBI's taxonomy places the organism in Eukaryota, Fungi, Ascomycota, Dothideomycetes, Pleosporales, Didymellaceae. The annotation marks the transcript as partial. The transcript has a single exon. The record is from RefSeq and is a predicted model, not a curated record.
AUGGACGAGACUGGCAUUAUGCUCUCGAUGCUAGGCGCGGUGAAAGUGUUGGUAGGUAAGAACGACACGCGAGACUACAGAGGUGCGCGCAAAAUGGUCACCGCGAUUGAGUGUAUCAGUGGCGACGGUAGGUAUCUGAACCCUAUGAUCAUA